CGACGAUGGCGGAGGGUCUCAGAGCUGCGUUGUUGCUGGCUGGCCCCUCCCGUUUUUUCUUCACCUUAUAAGUCACGGAAGCUGUUCGAAUGGCCUCAGAAGGGCAAAGUGAGGAUACAGAGCAUCCAUCUGAGCCUCCUGCAGCUCCUGUUCAGAGUAACAGAACAUUUCAAUGGGGAGCCAUACUUGCUGCAGUGAAAGAUCAGCUUCCAUCUCUGGACUCUGACACCUCCACAUCAGAUUGUGAGAGUGAUGGGGAGCUUUUCAUCUUCCAGCGGGAACAGCCAAACUUGAUUCCUGAUCUGUCAGAAGAACUGAUGGAGUUUUCCCUGGAAGACUCAAACAUGCAGGAAACCCAGGAAACAGAAAGACACCCAUUGGCGAUCUGGAAUGAAGAUCUGGAAAGUUUUGACAUUCAGAAAAAAACAGAUGGUGCCCAAGUUGUUGCAAAAGAAGACAUACAAAUGACUGAAGAUGAGACUCCUAAUCUUGCCAGCCAUACUGUAGACAUUCCAAGUCAAAAGGAAGCUGUUCUUGAAGAGUCUCUUGCAGAUUCCACAGAUCCCCUCAAAGACGAAGAACUGGACAGGAAGCAGGCCAGAGAAAGAGGGAACUCUUGGCUUAAUACAGCAUUGUCUGUGGAAGAGUUGGACAGUCAAAAAGAGAGAAGGAAGCUGAUAGAGACAAAGAUACUCUCCAAAAUAAUUCUGGAGCUGUCACCAGGCCACCCAGAGCUUGAUGUCAAGCCUCCCUCUUGUGGCAUUAGCAACAGUCUAGAAAGAAUUGCUGAGGAAGAAACCUCCUCGGAUGAGUGUCUUCAAGAACGAACCCUUUUCUCAUUGCAGAAUAUUGACAAAUGGGAUCUAGACAAGAUUCUUGAGGAGCUGGAGCAGCAGAAAGAUAACACUCAUGCAGAAGUUGCUUUCUCCUCAGCAGAUUAUGAGACCUUCAGGGGUAGGUCUGAAAAUCAGCUCAUGGAAAAGCUAGAAGAGCUGUGUGCCAGGCAGUCCAGGACAAUGUCUCCACACUGCAAGUGGCCAUCAGCCAAGCUCCUCUCCUUUCAAGAACAGCAAGAGAAUAAGAAGGAUGUUGCCUUCUUAUCGUCUUCACGAAGUUCUCUAAGGAUGGACGUGAUGAGAUUACAGUGCCUGCCAGAGCCUGCAACUGUGUGCUUAGAUUUAAGAGAUGCUAAACCGCAGAAGUCAGUAACAUCCCCCGAGGAGAAACAAAGUACAAGCGACAGCUCCACUGAAGAAGAGAUGACGACAAUUAAGGACCAAGCAGAAAGGAGAAUGAGGAAUUGCUCAGGAAAAAGCCGGCUACUGCAACAACUCCAUACAGCCCGAAAAGAAGCCUCAGAGCGUCAUGAAGUGUCUACCCCAGCUGAAAAACUUGAAGGCAUAAAACAGGAUCCAGAAAGUCUGGAAGAGAUAGGUUCCUCUGAAAUAAGUCAAACCCCCUAUUUUAAAGUGAGGCAAGAGACAAAUCAGGUGAUUCCCAGGAAACUGAUGAGAUUGAAACCAGAGAAAAAAAAUACCCCCUUGUCAAGCUGUGGGAGCAAUGGAGCUGACAUAGAAAAAGAAAACAUAAUGGAAGUUGAGAAGGUUCAACGUUCAGGAAAUGUUCCCGACUCUCCUCUAACUGCCACUGAAUUGCCAAGGACAGAAGAAAGUAAGAGAGAUCUAUCCCAAAAGGAAGAACAGAUGAAAGAGAGACAGAGGAGACACAGAUUCCAGGAGCAGCUGGAGCGAUUGCAGCCUCAGCAGUCAGUUACUGGAAAGCAGCCCAUGGCAGAGAAAACCCCCGUUUUGUUCCACAUGGUUGCCAUGGUAUUGCUGUUUGAAACUCUCUUCCAAAGUCCCCUGGCUACCCAUCACGUGUUGCAGCUGGUACUCAGUUCUGGUCUGGAUAUCUGUGGACUCCGCUUGCUUUAUCCUCAGCAGGACGUGCUGCUGUCUAGCUCAGAAAAGCUGCCUUCUUCCUAUACUUCAGAGACUGGCAAGGUGCCACCAGUGCUGGCAUUAGGCGUGAGAGGGCCUAAAGCAUGUAGCAGCUUGCAGAAUAUCAUCGGGCCAUCCGAUCCGCAGCUGGCGAGGGUGACGGACUGCAGUUCCAUCAAUGCCAUCUACUGCAGGAGCCAAGCGGAGCCUCUCGUCUACCUGCCCCGCCUGGACAGCCGUGUGCACAGGGAGCUGUGCCUCUGGUUUGGAGGGAGGGCUGCUGGUGCAGCGCUGCACACUGGUGUCCUGGAUCCGGCCUCCCUAGGCAACAACAGAGCAAGUUCUCAGAGCCCUUCAUCAACUAGGGCAGAAGCAGAUGAAGAAAAGGUUGAUCUCCAGGGCAUGGUGCUGUCUCGACCUCCAGCGAUGCUUGUCUCAACUACCAAAGGGGACGUCAUUUUGAUGGUGUCGCCUCUGGUGUCUCCUCAUGCAUAUGGUAACGUGAUUUCAGUCUGUACUUAUCGGGGAUUUGUUCUGCAAGGAAUCAGACGGAUGCGGCUUUCACCCAAGCAAGCCAUUGCACUGAGCAUGACAACAAGUCAGGCUGCUGUAUUUUGCCCUGGCAAGGUUUCAAGUUCACCUGCUACCAGUUCUGCAAGCGGAGAGUGCUCCGCUGAACCACGCGUGCACUGUCUCAUUUUGUUGCUGAGAAAGGAGAACGUUAGUCAUCAUAUUCCUGCAUUGGUAAAAGGGCUGAUGAAUGAACUGACAAAGCAAGGCGUCCUCAGCAACGGGCAGAGCAACCUGCCUGCUGCUGCCGGGCUGGACCCCUCCGUGUGUUUUCAUGUGGCUCCUUACACCGAGACCUUGCUGCAGGCACUGGGAGGAAACCUCAGUGCAGUGCCAGACCCCCGUAACAUUCCUCUGGAUCUUUUCUGCAAUCGAGCGUACGCUUCUGAUCCUGAAAUGGAGCAAGUUGUCACACUGACGCUGGUUGGACCGGAUGCUAUGAAGAGUGCCGGAGAGCUCCUUCACCAGAUUCUUCUUCCUGGGCACAAUAAUCAAUCUCAAAGUGCAGAAGAACCUGAUUCAGGAUUUGAGCUCCUAGGUCUCAAGUGGUUGCCCCGUCUCACUCGAUGCCAAGCCAGAGAAAUAACCCCUUUUGAGGUCGGAGACACUUCCUGGCGAAGAAGUCUUGAUACACUAAUGUCAAACCCAGUCCUUGUGUGUGCGUUACGGCGGAUCGAUGCCUUCAAAGCUCUUGAAGAUGCAUUGAAGAGAUUAACACAAUGCAGGGAGAAGCUAAGCAAAAGUGGCAGUCUUCUACAGACAGUAAUGGCCUUGACCCCAGAGGUGACGUUCAGACAAGCCAUCCUCUUCUUCACAGAGGCGGAUUUUGUAACUGAUGCAGAACACCGCCCUGCUAUGAAAUACCUGCCACCACCUGGCAAGAGGUCCGGGUCUGAAGGGGGAGAGCGCCAGAGGUGCCAUGCAGAAUCACUGUUUACCUACUUGCAAACAGGAGCCCAGAUUCUUUGCACAGUGCUGCUGAUCAAACCUGGUGCCUGGAGCCAUAGUCUUGCAAGGAUCCUCCGAAAACUAGAGCUGGAAAAAUUCAGUGUGGUUGGAAUGAAACACGUAAACCUGGAACCGGACGUUGCCUUAGGACUCGCUGCUUCUGAAGUGGAACAGGAUCCUGCUGGUUUAGAAGCUCAUUGUACCUACCUUACCUCAGGCACUGCUCUCGUGCUGUGUCUUCAGAGGCCAAAUGCUGUGAAGAAGCUGAUAGAUUUAUUAGGGCCAGAGGAUCCUAAGAUAGCCCAAGCACUAGAUCCAUUCCUCUGGAGGGCUCAGUAUGGCACCAGCACAGUCCAAAAUGGAUUUUACGGCUCCAAAUCCUAUCAAAUAGCUGUCCGGGAUAUGAAGCUGUUUUUCCCAGAAGGGCUGUGCUGCGCCGAGUGUCAGACAUUAGAGGAGGAAGAGAUCUAUAACCUGAAACGUGACCCCAUAGUCAGUUUGGAAAUGGACAAGCAGCGCAAGAUCAUAAAGCGUGAAACAGGAGGGCAGCUCAAUUUAUUGGGCUCUGAGCAACCAUGCAAUCUCGGGAAGAAUUACUUAGAGGGCUAG
Messenger RNA from Egretta garzetta (little egret), 4067 nucleotides. RefSeq names its product chromosome unknown C16orf71 homolog (gene DNAAF8). The coding region runs from base 90 to 4067 and encodes 1325 amino acids. The transcript has 25 exons. The record is from RefSeq and is a predicted model, not a curated record. NCBI's taxonomy places the organism in Eukaryota, Metazoa, Chordata, Aves, Pelecaniformes, Ardeidae. Gene Ontology annotation, molecular function: dynein complex binding. Gene Ontology annotation, cellular component: dynein axonemal particle.